AUGAACGGCGUCUCGCGAUUCCUCAGCCGGCGUGACAAGCACGGCGAAAAACGCGCCUCCAAACACGCCAAAUCAAAAUCUCAAUCUCAAGAUGCCCCGCUCGAUCUCUACAGAAUAUUCACCAAUGAAGGGCCCAGGCCGCCAGCAAACGAACAUGCCGAGAAAAAGGUCAAGAUGCUGCUUACCCGACUCCACGGUUCGGGUAUAACAAAAAUGGCUGAAGAACAGGCCGAACACGCCCUCGCUUGGUACCCGGAUGACCUCGACAAAGCCUACGACCUCUUGGUCCUUGCCAACGAAUCGCUCGAGGGCGAACUGAAGGACUAUAACCCCAACGUUCCCAUGCUGGGCGCCAUCAAUCGGAAUAUGGUGACAUGCUAUUUAGAUGCGCUCCUCUUUGCCAUGUUUGCGCGCCUUGACAGCUUUGAAGCCAUGCUGUACGACAAUUUCGAGGAUGAGCCCCGGAAGAAACUGGCCGCCGUCUUGAGACUUUGGGUGAACCUGUUGCGCACAGGCCAGCUCAUCAGAGUCGACCUGACCAAGCAUCUUCAGGAUUCGCUCGCAACAUGUGGCUGGGAAGAUGCGGCGCAAGUGCGGCAGCAGGACGCAUCCGAAGCUUUUACCUUUAUCACAGGCGCGCUGGAACUGCCACUCCUUACCUUAAAGAUGGACAUUUAUCAUACUGGGCGCGAAGAUAAAGAAGAUGACCACAAGUUUGUCAACGAACGACUUCUGGAAGUUGCUAUCCCAGAACCAGAAGAGGGUCGUAUCGUUACGCUCGAGGACUGCCUAGAGACCUAUUUCAACAACAGAAUCGAGGUUAAGCGCUACCUGCAACGGCAAAAUACGAUUGCCUCCAUAAGAUCAAACAGGGACGAAUUCACAGGCAAGGAUGCUGAGAAAAACGAGUCGAUACACAUCGAAACUGCAGAAGUAGAGACACCAAUGACUCCAAUCGUCUCAUCUCCCUUGUCGCUGGAGCCUACGACCACUUUGGCCCCAGUUCGACCUGAGCUAGAAGGUCGUCGCCGUGCUGAUAGCAUCUUCGGUAAGCGCUACUUGCGCCAGCCUCCUGAAGCCCAAAUGUUCGACGAGAAGAAGCAUGUCGAGGAUAUGCUAGACAACAGCUCUGGCGGUCGACCCCGCUCGGCUUCUCUACUUAAGAAGGAGAUUCUCAUGCCCGCAUGGCAGUUUUUCAGUCUAAUCCCAUGGUACACGGAUAACGUGCCAAGGUCAGAUGCGCAGGUUGCAGCACACUUCUCUGCAAAACGCCCUGUUCUUGGAAUAUGUCUGAAGCGAUACACGAUGAACUCAAAUGGCACUCCGAAGCGCCUCGAUACUUACAUCGACAUUCCACUUGACAUUGGCUUGCCCCAUUUCAUUUCUGACGAAAGAAUGAAGGAAGAGGGUCCAUUGUUUGGCAAUUUCAAGCUAGUGCUACAAUCGGUCGUCUGCCAUCGAGGUGUAUCGGUGGACUCUGGUCAUUACAUUGCACUUGUUCGUGCCAAUGCUCGUGGGAGGCCCGAAACUGCCAAUUCCGAGUCUGAUGAAGAAGAAGGCAAAUGGCUACGGUUUGACGAUCUUUCCAAUCAACGAGUCACCGAGGUCGACAUUGAGCAAGCUCUGCGAGAAGAGUCGCCAUAUCUCUUAUUCUACCAAGUACAGCCUAUUGAUGAAGAACUGGCUUCCAGAGGUGAUCCCCCAACCUACGCAGAGGCGCAGUCCGGAAUCCCGUCGAUAGAUCCGUCCCGCGAAACGCUGGCCUCUGUGCCCUCUACCACCGCAACGGACGUGGAUACUACUGGCGACUGGGAAAAGAUUAGCGUGCCUGAUGCGUGUACUGAACCGAAUCGCACGGACGAGCCAGCCAGUCGGAACAGCACUUCCAGUAAUUGGCGGAGCAGCAUAACCAUUGACGACGGCGAGGGGAGCCUUCGUGGACGAACCCAACCGACAACUCCAGCUGAAGAGAAGCCCGGCUUCCUAUCUGUUUCCCGGCGCGGCUCACGCAUAUGGAUGUCCGGCGCUGGCAAAAGUCGGCCGGGUAGUCCAAGUGGCGAGAAUCGGUUGUCCAUUACGCUGUCGCGCCUGACAGGCCGGGGUAGCACCAACAAGCUGAUCACGACAGAGGCUGUCAGUACUGGCGAUGAGCCUAUUUUUGUAAUCGACAAGGCCAUAAGCCCUGAGGGCAGUCAAAAAUCACCGUCUCCGGUCAAAGAGAAGAAAGAGUCUGGAAUUUCGCGAAGCAAGAGCAAAAAGGAGAAGAAGGAUAGGAUGAGGAGUAAGAGUAGAGAGCCUGGUGCGGUCCUGGACAAAGGUAAGUCAAAGGGAAAGAAUCGGCCGGAUCGUGAAUGCAUUGUUAUGUGA
This is a messenger RNA of Bipolaris oryzae ATCC 44560, 2367 nucleotides long. RefSeq lists its product as uncharacterized. The coding region runs from base 1 to 2367 and encodes 788 amino acids. Gene Ontology annotation, biological process: protein deubiquitination. The record is from RefSeq and is a predicted model, not a curated record. Gene Ontology annotation, cellular component: nucleus; cytosol. Gene Ontology annotation, molecular function: cysteine-type endopeptidase activity; cysteine-type deubiquitinase activity. NCBI's taxonomy places the organism in Eukaryota, Fungi, Ascomycota, Dothideomycetes, Pleosporales, Pleosporaceae. The transcript has 5 exons.